Molecule: messenger RNA, 1134 nt
Organism: Armigeres subalbatus
Lineage: Eukaryota; Metazoa; Arthropoda; Insecta; Diptera; Culicidae
Exons: 4
Coding region: 47-895 (282 amino acids)
Source: RefSeq, a predicted model, not a curated record
UUGGAAAGUACAUCAUUUUUAGGCUCCCCCUACAGUAGGAUUCGUAAUGGCUAAAUGCGGGAUUAAACCGGAAGUGGACAUCGGAGCGCCAAUUUUAUUCGUUGAUAACAUCCUCCAUUCCACGAAGCUUGUGAAUGACAUUCGAAGACAACGGGAAAUUGCUAAAGAAAACAAACAAUUACUGAAACGCAUCAACAAAAUAAACCGAACAGAAGGUUUCCUUGGACUUCAUUAUGACUACAAACCGCCAAAACCGUUGAAUCUCGAGUCACGUAAGGCGGCAUCUCGGAAAGUGCAGCACGAAAACUUGGAGAUGCUCGGAAGGAUACUGGACGUGCACCCAGAAAUAAAUGCGGCUGAACAAGAGAAGUUCUAUCAAACUAUGAUUCAAUAUAGAAAUAUUUGCACUAAAUUUUUGGAGAAACACCAAACUAAGCAAUCAGAAUCAAGAUCUUCGGGCUGCCCAUGCAUCAUCAUGGAAUUCUUCGAGAGAAAAGAUCGAAAACUGGGCCAAAUCAGGAUUGUCACCACGCAGAGCGCAAUCAUCGAUCAGCUGCGACGCAAUCGAAUCAACUGCAUCAACGGAAGCAUCUAUCGAGUCUACCAGGGUCAAUAUAUUGUCAUUCGGGGACACUUUGAUGUGCCGGAUUCGGAACAGGUGCUUCGGAAACAGCUACUGAAGCAUGUCCCCAGAGGAUCGUUACUGCGAGCGGCCAUCAACGAUCAACCGGCCUUUAUGAUAACGCUGAAGAAAUUCGAUCGUUUGGCCAACUGUGAAGUGCUGGGAACUGUCGAUGACGCAAGCAUGAAAGUUUUGGAUCUGAUCAAUUACUAUGGAACGGUCUAUGGCAGGACGGUGGAACCGUUGAACUUUAGAUGCAAGCUUCAGGGGUAGAAGUUGAUGCGGAAGAAAUGUCUUGUUGAUAUCGUAGAAAACAAACGACAUCCAGAUUUUAUCGAGCUCGCAAGAAGUUCGGAUUUUAUGACUACAGACUCAAAUUCACAGAUUGAAUAUUCUGAAAUGGAUAUCUAACUACUAAUUCAAAUAUUAUUGGUUUUCUAGAAAAAGUUUCCCGUUUCUCGGAGCACAGCAUGAACUUUUUCGGAGCGUAGAAUGAAUAUUUCCGUUGAAAC